CAGCAAUCUCCAAAUAUCGAGAAUCGCAUGUUGGGCAUCAAAAGAAUCAUGACGAUCGUACCGGUAUCAGAGAUACCUACAGUAUCCCUCCUCUUUCACCUCAAGAAGCUUGUUCCUGCGACUCCCGAACCAGAUGCGGAAGUUCCGAAGCCUUCUCAAUCAUUCAACGAUCGCAUUGGUCUCAUCCGCGGAGAUAUUACGAAACUUGAAGUUGACGCUAUCGUCAAUGCCGCCAACGAGUUGUUAUUGGGUGGCGGAGGCGUGGAUGGAGCUAUACACAGAGCCGCGGGGCCUGGUUUGCUGAAGGAAUGUCGAACGCUGGAUGGUUGUGAUACUGGAUCUGCCAAGAUUACUGGUGCAUACGAUCUACCUUGCAAGAAGGUCAUCCAUGCGGUUGGGCCUGUCUACAGCUCGCGUUACAAGAAAGCCUCUGCAGAGGAUCUGGCAGGUUGCUAUACUACAAGUUUGCAGCUGGCAGCCGCCAAUGCGUGCAAGAGCAUUGCAUUCAGUGCUUUGAGCACAGGUAUCUACGGGUAUCCGAGCCAUGAUGCCGCGCAUGUUGCCAUCAAAGCAGUGAAGGAUUUCUUGGAAGGCGAGGAUGGCGACAAGUUAGAGAAGGUUGUGUUCUGCACAUUUGUUCCCAAGGACGUUGAUGCCUACAAUUAUUGGCUGCCGCGUUUCUUUCCUUCCACCGAGCCAGAGGCAGAGAGCGAUUGGGAGGAGGUCGAAGGAGGAGAGUCUGCUGAGAAUGGGCCAGCUCCAGUUGAGGAAGGGGAGGCGAUGGAGGUUGAGAAGCCAGCAGAGGAGACGACCGAUGUUACUCUUCCUGACGUGCCAACUGCGGAGCCAACAGAUGGAGGACCGUCUCCAAAGAAACAAAAGCCAAAUGACGAGGAGAAGUUGUAGUAGGAUGGAUACCAAUUUGAUCAGCGAUGGAGUUUAGGGGUUCUGGAUCAGUGGCUGCGCCAAUGCGGAGGAUAUCCAGUCGUGAACUUUGCAUAGACUUUUUUUUUUUUUUGGC
This is a messenger RNA of Hyaloscypha bicolor E, 1021 nucleotides long. RefSeq names its product A1pp-domain-containing protein. The transcript has 2 exons. NCBI's taxonomy places the organism in Eukaryota, Fungi, Ascomycota, Leotiomycetes, Helotiales, Hyaloscyphaceae. Bases 49 to 906 code for a protein of 285 amino acids. The record is from RefSeq and is a predicted model, not a curated record.